AUGAGCCUAGACAACGUCAAGAUCCUUAUCCUAGGAGCCGGCGGGCUCGGGUGCGAAAUCGUAAAGACUUUGGCCCUCUUUGGCAUACCGCUCCUCCACAUCGUAGACAUGGACACCAUCGAGUUGACCAACUUGAACCGCCAAUUCCUCUUCACAGACGCAGAUAUCGGCAAACCAAAGGCCCACGUCGCCGCUUCCGCCAUCAACAACCUCAGCAACCAAAACAAACUGCCUCGACCAGUCCAUGUCGUGGGCCAUAACCAGGACCUCACCUCGUUCCAAGACGAUUUUAUCGCUCAAUUCGACAUAGUCAUCUCGGGCCUCGAUUCCAUAGAAGCAAGGCGCUGGAUGAACUACAAACUGCACGAACUCGCCCUCAAGUCAAACUACAAAACUUUGAUACCGUUCAUCGACGGCGCCACUGAGGGUCUCAUGGGCAAUUGCAAAUUGAUCGUCCCAGGUUUCACCGCUUGCUACGAGUGCUCCCUAACUACUUUGCCCCAACACACAGACACGUAUCCGCUCUGCACGCUAGCCUCAAACCCAAGAUCCAUCGCACACUGCGUCCAAUACGCUUCCAUCAUCCUUUGGCCCCGCCAUUUCAACAGACCACACGACUUGGACAACUCCGAAGACCUGGACUGGUUGUACGAACAAGCCUUACAAAGAGCCCAACAGUUCAACAUCGAUCACUCGGAACUCUCCCCCAGAUUCGUACUCGGAGUGCUCAAAUCAAUAAUCCCAAGCGUCACGACCACAAAUGCCAUCAUUGCCGGACAAUGCUGCAAACUCGCUAUAGAACUACUAACAGAUAUAAUCGAUAUACAAACCUGCCCCACAUUCACGAUGUACAACGCAGAAGCCGGAGCAACCAUGUUCUCUUACAGACACGAGAGAGACCCCCAAUGCUCAGUAUGCUGUAUGACAGCAUAG
Molecule: messenger RNA, 933 nt
Organism: Kluyveromyces marxianus DMKU3-1042
Lineage: Eukaryota; Fungi; Ascomycota; Saccharomycetes; Saccharomycetales; Saccharomycetaceae
Gene: UBA3
Product: NEDD8-activating protein UBA3
Exons: 1
Coding region: 1-933 (310 amino acids)
Biological process (GO): protein neddylation
Cellular component (GO): nucleus; cytoplasm
Molecular function (GO): NEDD8 activating enzyme activity
Source: RefSeq, a predicted model, not a curated record